Messenger RNA from Linum tenue, 1744 nucleotides. The record is from the annotation of a GenBank genome assembly. Lineage: Eukaryota; Viridiplantae; Streptophyta; Magnoliopsida; Malpighiales; Linaceae.
UCACCGCCACCAUAAUAAGUCGUUUUCAAAAACACCCUCGCCCCACUCCCCACACUCCUCUCUGAACAUGAAUAUGAAUAUACAUACCCUACUCUGCCUUCUAUAUUCUCCUCCUUUCCCCUCUCUGCUUUCUUCUUCCUCUGCUUCCACAGUUCCACUGUUAGAGUAUUUAUUUACUCUUAUCUAUACUCUGCCUCUCUUUCUCUCUCUCUCUCUCUCUCUCUCUCUCUCGUAGCCUUUCUUCCCUUCUCUCGCUUUAUCACCCACUCAAUCAUCCCUUUCUUCCUAUAUAUACACACACAUUCCACGUCUCUCUCGUCACGUCCACACGCCCUUCUUCCUUCCAAAUCGUCCGAUUUUGGUCAAGUUAUCUAAGCGCUAGCUUAGCAACAUGGAAGAGUAUUACUAUGGAGGUGGGCAUGUGCCGCCGUUCGGGAGCUGGGACUGGAACAACGAUCUCCCCUUCACUCAGUGCUUCGAGUCGGCCCGGCAGGCCGGCUUCCUUCGCUACAGCUACUCCGAGGAUCGAGAUCUGUACGUCGCCGGCGAUCUGUACCAGAACGACGUCGUCACUCCUACCGUGAUCGUCGUCCCUCGCCGCCCACGCCAGCAGCAGCAGCAGCAAGGGAAAGUGCGUCAGUCCCGCACCAAACAAGGCAAAACAAUGGAAAAGCAACAGCAGCAGCAGGCGGAAAUUGGGUACAACUUGAAGGAAUGCGAGAGCGUGGUUGUUAAAGAACCGCCGAGCCCACCUCCGAAUUCCACCGCUACGACGCGCCGGAACCCGAAGCCGGUGGACGAAGAUCUGUACAAGAUCUCGCCGGAGCUUCUCUAUGCAUCAUCCAAACCCAAAAAGGUGAAUUAGUUUUUCCUUUUCUUUCCCCCCCUUUUCAUUUCUGGCAAGGCAACCCCUUUCGCUUUUCAUUUUAUUUUCCUUUCUAAUUUGUCGCCUGAUCUUUAAUUAUCAGCAAUGUCUCCUUCUUUGACCUUUUUGAGUACACUCCACUCCAUUAAAAGAAAAAAGCAGAGCACUAUUUGGUAAUUGCAAAGGUGUGGUCGUUAUCGAUCGAAGUCGAGCUAAUUGGGUUGGGGGGGAAUGUUUGGUUUUUGACAGAAGAAGAGAGGGUUUGGGAUUUUGUCGAGCUGCUUGCUGCCUACCUGCGUCGUUUGAAUGAUCUGAUGGUGCAUUGAGUGUCCAGCUAUGAACUGGGCGGUGCUGCUGCAGUACAUAUUAUUAUAAUUAUAACGAUGAAGGCAGAGGAUAUUAAAUACUAUUAUUAUAUAAUUGUUAUACUAUGGUUUGGAUGAUAGAGCGGACUUUUGCUUAUUAUUAUUGUAUUUAGUCAGCCGGUAGUGUAGCUAGUCAUGUGAGAAAGGCAAGGGAAGGAGGAGGAGAUGAAGAGAAAUCUAGGGUUCGUUUGCUUGUUAGAUUUGGAAAAUGAGGGUUUUGGCCAACAAAAACCUUGGGAUUUAUGUUGGAUUUAUUGGAUUAUGGAUUUGAAGAGUCUAAUGUUUGCAUGAUAGAUUUGAUGAAGGAUUUGUGAUGAAUUUGUUAAAUAAAUAACUAACCAUCAAGGAUUUGCAAAUCCCAAAUCAAUAUGUGGGAUUUACAAAUCCGUGGGGUCCACAGAUUUGGUUCCAAAAUAAAGAUCAAAUCCGUGGACCCCACGGAUUUAGCACCCUUCAACAAACAAUAGACUUAUGUUAAAUCCAUCAAGCUUGGGAUUUGCGUACCAAAUCCAUG